Molecule: messenger RNA, 2567 nt
Organism: Perca flavescens (yellow perch)
Lineage: Eukaryota; Metazoa; Chordata; Actinopteri; Perciformes; Percidae
Gene: pltp
Product: phospholipid transfer protein
Exons: 15
Coding region: 58-1542 (494 amino acids)
Biological process (GO): ceramide transport; high-density lipoprotein particle remodeling; phospholipid transport
Molecular function (GO): phosphatidylethanolamine transfer activity; lipid binding; ceramide transfer activity
Source: RefSeq, a predicted model, not a curated record
GAGAACAGAGACAGAAGAACAGAAACACUUCAGAAGCUCCUCCUUCACACUGUUGAUAUGUUCCGGCUCAGGAUGACUUCCUGUUUGUUGUCCCUCUUCCUCCUUUCGGUCUUGUCCAUCAUGGCUGCCGCUCAACCCGCCGGCUGCAAAAUCCGAAUCACUGACAAAGGACUGGACAUGUUGAAGUUUGAGACUCAGAGGUUUGUUGAAGAGGAGCUCAGCAACAUCAGUAUGCCAGAGAUGAUGGGGAAGGAAGGACGCUUCCAAUACACCAUCACUGAUGUGAAGAUAACGGAGCUGAAUCUGACUCAUGCUGAUUUGCAGUUCGUCCCUGAAGUUGGAUUGUUAUUCGACGUUCAGAACUCAUCCAUCUCGCUGAGUUUCCACCGACGGAUCCUCUACUGGUUCUUUUACGACACGGGAAACAUCAACGCAUCGGCUGAAGGAGUGAACAUCAACACGGUUCUGAGUCUAAUCAGAGACGAUGAAGGACGACUGAAGAUCAACAACGUCACCUGUGACGCCAAAAUCGACAAAAUGAGGGCAAAAUUCAGCGGAACGCUCGGGAAAGUUUAUGACUUCCUGUCCAAAUUCCUGACAUCAGGCAUGCGCUUCCUCCUCAACCAGCAGAUCUGUCCUGCUCUGAACCACUCCGCUCUGGUUCAUGUGAACUCGAUGUUGGACACGAUCCCUGUGAGGACAGAGGUCGAUCAGUUUAUUGGGAUUGAUUAUUCUCUGAUCGAUGAUCCGGUAGUGACGUCCCGGAGCCUCGACAUGCACUUCAGGGGGAUGUUCUUCGACCUUUCUGAUCCAAACAACACGUUGGCGAACUAUGCUGUCAACCCGGUGAUCAGAGAGUACGACCGGAUGGUUUAUCUCGCUCUGUCUGAGUUCUUCUUCGACAGCGGAAUGUAUGCUUACUACAGGGCAGGAAUCUUCCAGAUGGACAUCAUCAACGAGAAGAUGCCCAAAGAUCUGGAGAUGUUGUUGAGAACCACCUACUUUGGAACCCUCAUGAUGCUGUACCCGGCUCUGGUGGACGCUCCGCUCUCUCUGCAUCUCGCCGUCACAUCGCCUCCAAAAACCACCAUCAAGACGUCUGGAGCAACCGUCAGCAUGACAGCCAGUGUCAAGGUGAUGGUGCUGCCUCCGGGUCAGCCUCCGAUCCAGCUCAGCAGCAUGACCAUGGAAUCAAAGUUUAACGCUAAAGUCUCUAUGAAGGGAAAACGUCUGGCUGUUCAUGCUGACCUCCGCAGGUUUAAAAUCUUCUCCAAUCAAUCAGCACUGGAAUCUCUAGCAUUGAUUCCUCUGCAGGCUCCUCUAAAGGCGAUGCUGCAGAUGUCUGUGGUUCCUUUAAUUAACAACUGGACAAAGAAAGGAGUUCAGAUUCCUCUGGCUGAUGGAAUGGAUUUCAUUGAGGAGGUGGUUGAAUAUCACAACGGUUUCAUUGUGAUCGGAGCAAAUCUUCACUUCAGCAAAGGACUGAGAGAAAUGAUCACAGGAGGCAACAAUCAGACAGAGGCAGAAACCAACACCGUCUAAACAUUUCAAUAUUUAUAUGGACACACACAAAGUGAAUAUAUAAUACACUGUGUGAACAUAUAUUACAACAUGUGAAUAUAUACACACACUUCAGCAAAGCACUGAGAGAAUGAUCACUGGAAACAAUCAGAUACAACACAGCCUCUAUACAUGUAUGUGUGUAUAUAUACAUUACAUAGUUUAUUGUCCCUACAGUAUAUAGACACAAAUAUAAGACUGUAAAAACAUCACUAAAUCGUUAAACACUGAAUAAAAACAGCAUAUAGGUAGUGACUAUAUCCAUGACAACAAUGUGUUACAGCCAUAGAAAUAAAAUAGAUAGAGAGCUCAUUGAGCUGUUUGCCAUGGUCAUUUAAUUAGUCCAAAACAAAACGGUGAUAGUUGUUAGUUGUCAUGUUGAGAAACACGUCACAGUGUGUCACAGCUCGGUGGAGGAGAGCAGUCCAACGCAGCUCGGGAGAAGUUCUCCAGUAGUAGUAUGAAGAGACACAAUGGUAGUAUGUAGAAAGACAACAGUAGUGGUGGAGAUUGAAGAGGAGGAACAGUUACGCUUUGGCUACAUCGAACGUAUAACAUAUGUGGACUGUUUGUGGAGCAGAUGUGCUGCAGAACGCAUCCUUUACCAUCUCCACCUGCAGCGACACACGGCGUAGGGUUGUGUGAGUCACAGAUGAGACAGCGAGCAACAUAGAACUGAUCAUUCGAUGUUGAUUUUAAUGAGAAUGGCCUUUCUAUCCAUUCUAUUUCUAUGGUUACAGCACCUGUAAUAUAACGGAUGCCCCCUCUGUGGGCGUGGCCAGUUUAGGUAAGUCCUUCAGUGACCUGGGGUCUGUUCCAGUUUAACCCUGAUCUCUGAGUUGAUUUACCCUGAGAUGGGAAACUGAGUUUUCGGUUCCAGAACAGCUGAGUUGGUUCAAUCAACUCGGAGUAAGUUCAGGCAGGGUUACGCGCGUGCACAACCACUAUAAAAAGGCAGCAUGAAUGGAGCCAUGAUUCUACAAUUCACCAUUGUAACAACCACAAAC